UGUCAGGAUGGCUGGCUGUACCUGCCGCUGCAGACAGGGGGUGCUCAAGUUCAUCCAGUCUUUACGCAGACUCGUUUUUGGGACCCUCACUAAAGUAUACCAGAGGCUGUCUGAGUGAUAAACAACCCCCCUGAGAGGACACCAGCUCAUCACAUCAUUACCCAACAUCCAUCUGUCUCUGGCACCCAAAGCACAAAGUUACCAUCAGUACAGUUCCCCAAGUCAAUGAAGGGAGUCCAAUUUGCCAUACCUCUCAUCCCUCCUCCCUCCCUUCAGGAUGACAUGCAUCCUUCGAAACACAACCCAGCCAAGCCACACUGCUUCUUGACACAAUGCCCACUUAACCCAGCCACACCAAUGUGUCGGAAGAAACACUGUACACCUGGUGACCGACCCGCCACAGGAGUUGCUAGAGUGUGAUGGGACAAGAACAUCAGCCAGCUGCGACAGUCCCUGGACCUGAACCAGGAUCGCUAGUGGCACAGUUAGCACUGUGAUACAGUGCCUUAGACAACUGCGCCACUCAGGAGGCCCAGGUUGAUGUUUAUGAGUCUUGUCCAGGAGGCAGAACUAAGUAAUUUCCACUAGAUGGGCCAGCUGCAAAGUCAAAAUUGGCUAUAUUGUAAAAAUUCCUGAAACCAAACAUUUACAUUUUGGUCUUCAUUUAAGGUUAGGGUUAGGCAUUAGGAUUAGCGGUGUGCUUAAGGUUAAGGCUUAAAAAAAAAUCUGAUUUUGUGUCUGUGCCAGGUAGUGACACUCUGCAGAGCUACCUCCAGAACAAGAUUGAUGACAAAAAAUGCUAACCUGCUCCCUCCCUCCUCAAAGGCGGCCGCAUGCUUCCAGACAAGAUUGAUGAUGAGUUGGAGAUGACCAUGGUGUGUCACAGGCCUGAGGGUCUGGAGCAGUUGGAGGCCCAGACCAACUUCACCAAGAGAGAGCUACAGAUCCUCUACCGCGGCUUCAAGAAUGAGUGUCCGAGUGGAGUGGUGAAUGAAGAAACAUUUAAACACAUCUACGCCCAGUUCUUCCCCCAUGGAGAUGCCAGCACUUACGCUCAUUAUCUCUUCAAUGCAUUUGACACAACAAACAAUGGAUCCAUUAAGUUUGAGGAGUUUGUAAUGGGACUGUCUACACUGCUGCGGGGCACUAUGAGAGAGAAGCUGGAGUGGACUUUUCAUCUUUACGACAUCAACAAUGAUGGAUACAUUAACAGAGAGGAGAUGACUGAGAUUGUGAGGGCCAUUUACGACAUGAUGGGGAAAUAUACCUACCCUGCACUCAAGGGAGAUGUCCCUAAACAGCAUGUGGAUGCUUUUUUCCAGAAAAUGGAUAAAAACAAAGCUGGAGUUGUGACUUUAGAGGAGUUCAUUGUCGCAUGCCAGGAGGAUGAAAUGAUGAUGAGAUCCAUGCAGCUCUUCGAAAAUGUGAUGUAAAAAAGGAGCCGAUGGAAGGAAGGAGAGAAUUAGAUAAUGAGAGAGAUUGUGUGUGUGUUUCAGUGCAUUCGUGUGAGUUCAUGUGCGCAUGUGCGUGUGUCCACACAUGUUUGUUUAUCCGUGCGUGUCUGUCAGAGUGGAUGAAUGUGGAUGUAUAUCUAUCUCUCUCAUCCUCUCAUCUAACUUGUCAGCAUUCAUAUGUUUGCCAAAUAAUGUCUCUGCCUGGCUACCUGCCUGGGUAUGGAUCAGAUGAAGCCAGAACCGCUGAGAGAACCCUGCUGAGCCUGGGAGUAUGCAAACGAAUUACCUGGAAAAUGCUUUCUGCCUUUUUAUGUGACAUAAAGGUUUGUAAAUCAGAUGAUCAUACAAUAUAGACUGCAGUGUGACACAGCUGAGAAAACUCAAACCCAUACGCUGCUCCCCGAUUAGGCCUAUGUGGAAACUCCUGAAAGACUCCUGACCCCUACCUGUCAAACACUGAAACUACGCCGGGAUACUUUGGGUUCUUUUGACUCUGUUCUUUUUGCCAAAAUAGAUGCAUGCUUGAGCCAGAGGGACUCCUCCCUCCCUACCAUAGAAAUAGAAUCAUGAUUCUACGUGUAUGCGCCCUACCAACCAUUAGUUUGUCCAGGACUUGGACCUUUAAACUCAUUCAUUCAGUGAUUGAUUUAUCGAUAGCUAUGAUCUACAUAUCUGCUUAUUUAUUAAUGUGUUUAUGCUCGAAAAAUAUGAGGUUGUCCUAAUGUAUUAUUUGUUUGUUUUAAUUGUUGUUUCUGUUUCACUGUUGUCGUGGUGACCUCUGUACCUCUGUUGGCUUGGCUGUCGCACUCCUGUCUAUCCUUGUAAUUGUGUCUGUCCCUGACUGAUGCCUGUUCUACUGUAUGCUUAUAAAUACACCUAAUAGACUUGGUUUAUGACUGAUGAUACAUCCUCUUGUAUGAUGGCUGGAUCAAACUAAUGAUAGAAAAUUAACAUCUGGGUAACUCAACGUGAAAGGUGUUGGUCAUUGGUGUUUUGACUUGUCUGUUGAAGUGUGUAGUGAGGGACACAGGAGUUAAGCUAAACCCCCAAACUCAUCACAGGACAAAAUCAACAUUCUUCUAAUGUGAAACAACUAUAAUUUUUCUUCAACUAAUUACUAAUUUGUGCUGACUUUGUCAGUUCCUCCUCAGUGUACAUUAUGGCAAAUAGAUACAGUGCAUUCGGAAAGUAUUCAGACCCCUUCCCCUUUUCCACAUUUUCUUGUGUUACAGCCUUAUUCUAAAAUUAUUUAAAUUAUUUAUUUGUCUCGUCAAUCUACACACAAUACCCCAUAAUGACAAAGCAAAAACAGGUUUCUAGAAAUGUUUUCUAAUUUAUUAAAUAUAAAAAACACAUUAUUUACAUAGGUAUUCAGACCCUUUGCUAUGAGACUCGAAAUUGAGCUAAGGUGCAUCCUGUUUCCAUUGAUCAUCCUUGAGAUGUGUCUACAACUUGAUUGGAGUCCACCUGUGGUAAAUUCAAUUGAUUGGACAUAAUUUGGAAAGGCACACACCUGUCUAUAUAAGUUUUCACAGUUGACGGUGCGUGUUAGAGCAAAAACCAUGCCGUGAGGUCGAUGGAAUUGUCCGUAUAGCGCAGAGACAAUAUUGUGUCGAGGCACAGAUUUGAGGAAGGUAACCAAAAUAUGUCUGCAGCAUUGAAGGCCCCCAAGAACACAGUGGCCUCCAUCAAGUUUGGAACAACCAAGACUCUUCCGAGAGCUGAAGAAGGGCCUUGGUCAGGGAGGUGUCCAAGAACCCAAUGGUCACUCUGACAGAUCUCUAGAGUUCCUCUGUGGAGAUGGGAGAACCUUCCAGAAGGACAACCAUCUCUCAGAACUCCACCAAUCAGGCCUUUAUAGUAGAGUGGCCAGACAGAAGCCACUCCUCAGUAAAAUGCACAUGACAGCCUGCUUGGAGUUUGCCUUAAGGCACCUAACAACUCUGAGACCAUGAGAAACAAGAUUGUCUGGUCUUAUGAAACCAAGAUGGAACUCUUUAGCCUGAAUGUGAAGUGUCACGCCUGGAAGAAACUUGGCACCAUCCCUACAGUGAUGCAUGUUGGUGGCAGUCAUCAGGAUCGCAGACUGGAGCGAAGGUUCACCUUCCAUCAGGACAAUGACCAUAAGCACACAGCCAAGACAAUGCAGGAGUGGCUUCGGGACAAGUCUCUGAAUGUCCUUAAGUGGCCCAGCCAGAGACUUGAAGAGACCCAGCCUGGACUUGAACCCAAUCUAACAUCUCUGGAGAAACCUGAAAAUAGCUGUGCAGCGAUGCUCCCCAUCCAACCUGACAGAGCUUGAGAGGAUCUGCAGAGAAGAAUGGGAGAAACUCCCCAAAUACAGGUGUGCCAAGCUUGUAGCGUCAUACACAAGAAGACUCAAGUCUGUAAUCGCUGCCAAUAAAGUACUGACUAAAGGGUCUGAAUACUUAUGUAAAUGUGAUGUUUCAGUUAUUUUGUAUAAAUUUGCAAAUGAAUAGUUGAGUUUGUAAAGUUUGAAAAGAGGAAAAAGUGAAGUUGUCUGACUAUUUUACAAAUGCACUAUAGAUAUAUAUUGAUUAUGUUGCAAUUAUUUUUGCCUCAGGUUUCAAAGGGGUAAAUAAUGAUGAAUGAUAAUCAGCGCUUAAAACAAUCUGAAUAUAAAAUGUAACAAAGAGGUUCACCUCAUACAAUACUCUAUCUUUGACUGAGACAGAUAGGAGAGAGCUUAAGCUUUCAUGUUCUGUUGUACAUUGCAAAUGCUACCAAUAAAAUGUUUCGAGAAAA
This is a messenger RNA of Oncorhynchus kisutch (coho salmon), 4220 nucleotides long. Its product is annotated as Kv channel-interacting protein 1-like. The record is from RefSeq and is a predicted model, not a curated record. Lineage: Eukaryota; Metazoa; Chordata; Actinopteri; Salmoniformes; Salmonidae. Gene Ontology annotation, biological process: regulation of potassium ion transmembrane transport. The transcript is spliced from 9 exons. The coding region runs from base 834 to 1433 and encodes 199 amino acids. Gene Ontology annotation, cellular component: voltage-gated potassium channel complex. Gene Ontology annotation, molecular function: calcium ion binding; transmembrane transporter binding; potassium channel regulator activity.